AUGGGCGAAUAUGUAGAAGAAUCUGGUGCUAGAGCUCUUCCAGGAAGUGGUAUUUUUGAAUAUGUGGAAUCUGGCCCAAUGGGAGCUGAGGAACUUGCGUUCAGAUUUGCUGUGAACACAAUCAACAGAAACAGAACGUUGUUGCCCAAUACCACCCUAACUUAUGACACCCAGAAGAUAAACCUCUAUGACAGUUUUGAAGCAUCCAAGAAAGCCUGUGAUCAGCUCUCUCUUGGGGUGGCUGCCAUCUUCGGGCCUUCACACAGCUCAUCAGCAAAUGCUGUGCAGUCCAUCUGCAAUGCCCUGGGGGUUCCCCACAUACAGACCCGCUGGAAGCACCAGGUGUCAGACAACAAAGAUUCCUUCUAUGUCAGUCUUUACCCAGACUUCUCUUCACUCAGCCGCGCCAUUUUGGACUUGGUGCAAUUCUUCAAGUGGAAAACUGUCACAGUUGUAUAUGAUGACAGCACUGGUAAGAAAAAUCAGUAG
Panthera uncia (snow leopard) is the source of this 489-nucleotide messenger RNA. Its product is annotated as glutamate receptor ionotropic, kainate 2-like. Gene Ontology annotation, biological process: G protein-coupled receptor signaling pathway. The transcript has 3 exons. Gene Ontology annotation, cellular component: membrane. Gene Ontology annotation, molecular function: G protein-coupled receptor activity. NCBI's taxonomy places the organism in Eukaryota, Metazoa, Chordata, Mammalia, Carnivora, Felidae. Bases 1 to 489 code for a protein of 162 amino acids. The record is from RefSeq and is a predicted model, not a curated record.